AUGAACAUGUUCAAGGCAGUUACUUUGCCUCCUGCCUGCGACUCCUUUGCAACAAUCUGUUCAGGCAAAAACUGCCUUGUACCUGCCAGUAACUUCAAUGAAGUGCUGGGCCAGGUGUUGAGCGUAGUGCUCACCAUAAUGCUGGGUAUGGUCAUGUUCUCCAUGGGCUGCACUGUGGAUGCCCACAAGUUGUUGGGCCACAUCAAGAGGCCCUGGGGCAUAAUAAUCGGCUUCCUCUGCCAGUUUGGCAUCAUGCCUUUCACAGCCUUCGCCUUGUCACUGGCCUUCAACGUUCUACCUGUGCAGGCUGUCGUUAUCAUCAUCAUGGGCUGCUGUCCUGGAGGCACCGGCUCCAACAUCAUCUGCUACUGGUUGGAUGGAGACAUGGACCUCAGUAUCAGUAUGACUGCUUGCUCCUCUAUCCUGGCCAUGGGGAUGAUGCCUCUAUGUCUACUCAUUUACACCUCCGUCUGGACCUCCUCCGAAAGCAUCCAGAUCCCAUACGACAGUAUUGCCAUUACUCUCGUGGCCCUCCUUAUCCCAAUUUCCCUGGGAAUGUAUUUAAAACACAAGAAGCCCGAAUUGGCAAAGAAGAUCCUCAGGGUGGGUUCCAUUGGAGGGUUUGCUCUCAUUCUUAUCAUAGCUGUGGUUGGAGGAAUUCUCUACCAGUCUUCUUGGGACAUUGAUCCUGCCCUCUGGAUCAUCGGCACAAUCUACCCUUUUAUUGGUUUCGGCCUGGGGUUCACACUGGCCCGCAUUGCGGGUCAACCCUGGUACAGAUGUCGAACCAUUGCGUUGGAGACGGGUUUCCAGAACUCCCAGCUGUGCAGCACAAUUGUGCAGCUGUCCUUCAGCCCUGCUGAACUGGAAGUUAUGUUUGCAUUCCCCCUCAUCUAUAGCAUCUUCCAGCUGGUGGUGGCAGUCUUUACUGUAUCAGCCUACCGGCUAUAUAAGAGGUCACGUGGCAUCGGCCCUGCUGAUUCAGACAGUGAGUCUCCAUCACUGGAGUUCGGAGGUGUUGAACAAUCAAAAGAGAAGGGAUACCCUGUGGAAAACGGUGGCUUCGAGUUCGAUGGGAAUGGCAACAGGAUGGAGAAGAGUAAGGACAUCGACAAAAACACCAAGCUGUGA
Limanda limanda (common dab) is the source of this 1131-nucleotide messenger RNA. It is a transcript of the gene slc10a2, whose product is annotated as solute carrier family 10 member 2. Gene Ontology annotation, cellular component: apical plasma membrane. The record is from RefSeq and is a predicted model, not a curated record. Gene Ontology annotation, molecular function: bile acid:sodium symporter activity. Gene Ontology annotation, biological process: bile acid and bile salt transport. Bases 1 to 1131 code for a protein of 376 amino acids. The transcript is spliced from 6 exons. NCBI's taxonomy places the organism in Eukaryota, Metazoa, Chordata, Actinopteri, Pleuronectiformes, Pleuronectidae.